Paramormyrops kingsleyae is the source of this 4761-nucleotide messenger RNA. It is a transcript of the gene sema3h, whose product is annotated as sema domain, immunoglobulin domain (Ig), short basic domain, secreted, (semaphorin) 3H. The record is from RefSeq and is a predicted model, not a curated record. Gene Ontology annotation, molecular function: semaphorin receptor binding; neuropilin binding; chemorepellent activity. Lineage: Eukaryota; Metazoa; Chordata; Actinopteri; Osteoglossiformes; Mormyridae. Gene Ontology annotation, biological process: motor neuron axon guidance; semaphorin-plexin signaling pathway; negative chemotaxis. Gene Ontology annotation, cellular component: plasma membrane; glutamatergic synapse; axon.
UUCUCCCGCAUGCGACAGCCAGCCGUCUCAGAGCGCACGCUGCCUCCGGUCGGAGUCCACAGGAGAACGGCGGUGAGGUAAAGAGGCAUCACCGUGUAGAGACUCAGCGGGGACUGACUCUCCCACAGCAGGAGGGGGUGUGCUUGUAAGAGAAGAAGGUGUCUCUGCUCUAUUCACUACUCACUGGAGCCAUGUGGAUGCUAGGUCCUGUGCUGCUCCUGUCCUAUCUGGGCAGGGGGCUGACAGGGCCCUGGAGACCCUCUCAACCACGUCUGCAAUUCAGCCACUCAGAGCUGGUGAAAAAUGGCCGCCUGCUCACGCUGCCCUUGCUGGCUGGGGAUCUGUACUCCCUGCUUCCGGACGAAGAUCAACAACAGCUUUACGUGGCCAUGAAGGACCGUCUGUUGGCCACAAGCUUGGAGGACAUCACACAAAGCCCCCGCAUGCUGCGCUGGCCUGCCAGUUCGGAUCGGAUUCAGGAAUGUCUGAUGGCCGGGAAGGAUUCUGCGCUGGAGUGUGCAAACUUCCUACGUGUGCUACAACCCUAUAAUCACACCCACCUGUAUGUCUGCGGCACGGGGGCCUUCAACCCGCGAUGUGCUUUUAUCCCCACAGAGGUGUUCCUCAAGGGUGAGGGAGAGGUGACCUCAGAGCAGACGGAGUGCGGGAAAGGGAAGUGUCCUUAUGAUCCACAUCAGAGAACCGCAUCAGCCAUUAUAGAUGCGGAGCUGUACGCCGGUAUCACCUCUGACUUCAUGAGCCGGGACUCCGCCUUUUUCCGCACCUUGGGCAGCCGUCACGUGAUCCGCACCGAGCAGUACGACACCACCUGGCUUCAGGAUGCCCAGUUUGUGAAAGUAGCCACCGUGCCGGAGAGCGACAACCCAGAGGACGACAAGGUCUACCUGUUCUUCACUGAGUGCGCCCAGGAGGCCGAAGGAGCUCCUGGGAGGGUGAUCUACUCCAGAGUGGCACGAGUUUGCAAGAAUGACAUUGGCGGUCAGCGCAGCCUUGUGAACAAGUGGAGCACCUUCCUCAAGACCCGCAUGGUGUGCUCCAUCCCAGGGGACGAUGGCAUUCACACGUACUUCGACCAGCUACAGGACAUCUUCCUCCUGCAUGGGAAGGACAAGACUGACCCUCUCAUCUAUGGGCUUUUCACCACAAGCAGCAACGUGCUGAAUGGCUCAGCGGUGUGCGUGUACCAGAUGCAGGACAUCAUCCGGGCCUUCAAGGGUCGCUUCUCCCACAAGGAGGGGCCACAGUUCAAGUGGGCGGAGUUCACGGGCAAGGUGCCUUUCCCCCGUCCCGGCACUUGUCCCAGCAGCACGUAUGGCAACCACGUCUCCACCCGCGAGUACCCCGACGAUGUCAUUUUCUUCAGCCGCACCCACCCGCUCAUGCUGGAGGAGGUGUACCCCCUGGGAGGGCGCCCCCUACUGGUACGGGUUGGCGUGCCCUACAAGCUUACCCGGCUGCUGGUGGACCGCGUUGAGGCGGUGGACGCUCAGUACAACGUUCUAUUCGUCGGCACGGACUCAGGUGAGGUGUUGAAGUCCAUUCACCUUCCCCGAGAACAAGGAGUCCAAGAGGUGACCCUGGAGCAGCUGCAGGUCUUUAAGGGUAGAUCACCCAUCACUGCUAUGACCCUGUCCAAGACACAGCAAUGGCUCUUCGUGGGCUCUGCGGAGGGAUUGGCGCAGCUGGCUCUGUUCCAGUGCGAGCUCUACGGCCAGGCCUGUGCCGAGUGCUGCCUCGCCAGGGACCCGUACUGUACCUGGGACGGGCACGCCUGCAGUCCGUACAUGCCAGUGUCACGCAGGAGAAACACCCGACAGGUGGGCGAUGCUGGCGAUCCGCUGACCGAGUGCGUCAGACAAGGAGCGGGACUCCAGGUGGAGACAGAGGAGAGGCAGAUGGUGGUCGCCAAGGGAAACGGCACUUAUCUGGAGUGCCUGCCCAAGUCUCAGCACGCAACUGUGACCUGGUACAAAGAGGCUGGAGGCAACAGCCACGAGCUGAGCCAGGUGGCGUCUGGGGAGCAGCUGGUGGUGAUCGAGCGGGGAGUCCUGAUCCGGCGGGCAGAGUCGGCCCACUCGGGCACCUACCACUGCCAGCUGGAGGAACAUGGCUUCCACUGGACCGCCGUCACCGUCAAACUGAGCGUCCUGAGCCCAGCCUCCGUCCAGCUGCCCUUCCAGGAAGCCCUAACGCUCGGGCAGCGCUGCGCUCAGCUAGCCGGGAACACCUACGGUGACCACGGGGGUCACAAACGAGGAGGCGGCGGCAAGGGCGGGGGUGGAGGCCAGAAGAAAAGGAACCAGGGCAAAGGAGGAGGCAGAGGGGGAGGGAGGAAGAGCCGCAGCAGAGCUCACACCCCUGGUCCACGAUCCCCCCGCAGCAUCUAGGGACAGCUGCCCACACACCCCCCAACGCUCCCUUUGUCUUAGAGUCUAACGCACAGACCCAGAGUGGAAAACAGCUACAUUCUCUCUUUAGAGACACAAAUGCACUUCUUCAAAAAAUAUUUAUUAUGGGCACAUUAUUAUGCAGCUUCCCCCAGGAGGACGACGGGCCGUGCCAGUUGGCGCUGUAGCGACUGGCAAGGUGCAUUCAGAGGAGAACAGGGGCAAAACUGUCACCCAAAUAUUGUGGAGGCACAAUGCGAGUGACUCAGAAAAGCAGCCGUGCGUUACAGCACAACAGCAGAAGCUGUCUCUUUGACUGGUCAUGCCAAUGAAGCAAAGAAUCAUGGGAUAUGUUUGAAGGACCAACCAUGUACUGUCUUUGAAUCACUGGUGUGUUCCUGACAGACUCUUCAAACAGCAUGAGAGCUGUGGAGAAAAGACACUAAAUCUUGCAUUUAUUUAUCUUAAUAUAAGAAUGUAUGAAUCUCGUUUUCUGUUCAGCUUUUAUGUGUGAUCCUUUGUCAACCCUAUUAUGUCCAGUAACUUAGCAAAUAUCUUUCCAUCUGCUAAUUGCUCAUCCUGGUUAAUGUUGCAAGCAGCCUAUUCCAGGCAGCAUAGGGCACAAGGCAGGGGUAUCCCCUGGAGGUGAUACUGGGCCAUCGCAGGAGAGACACCAAUUAGCCUACUGCGUGUGUUUGGACUACAGGAGGCAAUCAGAUGACACGGGGAGAACAUGCACACUCCAAACACACAGUGUCAGGAAAUCAUGCUUCACACCUAGCCGCCAUGUUGCCCUUACUGAACCAAUAUACAAAUUCUCAUUCGUAAAGUAAAGAUAUAUUUAUAUGGAAAGCAUUCAGUGAUAAUCAGGGGCUGAAUCCAGGUCGGAGAUUGAACCCUGAAUUGGCUAGAAAUUGUUCUCAUUUCGUCAAACUGAACCUAGAUGAAAGUAAAUGUAUUGAAAGUAAGCUAAUUUUGAAAAAAAACUGACGUUAUAAAUCGUCACUGAAGGAGUAAUAAAAAAAAUUCACCGUAAGAAUAAUUUGCACACUGAGAAGCUUAUACUCUGCAAUGAAUUGUGUACAGCAGUUGACCGGCAGUGAGUUGUUUUUGUCUGUAUGAAUUGGAGGAUUUACUGAUGAUUCUCGGCAAAUGACUGCAUAGUGAGGAUUUAGGGAAGACUGUGUGAUUUGGGACUAAAGGGAGCUUUGGGUAUCUAUGUUGGAGUUUGCUGGAGCUGUCAAGGUAGAAAUCUGUGUUAUUCACAUUGGUAUGUCAGGGUUCAGCGCCACACGUAUGCUGACAUACAGCGAGUAUUAUGUUAACAAUCUUACGGAUUGUGAAAAACAACGAUAAUGUUACUUUUGCUUAGCCUUUUACAUGUUUCCAAGACAACCUACCAUUGUGUACAUUUCAGAAACAGUCUGUUUCAUCCUUUGCCUCCCACCAGUCUAUUCAACAUUUCCAAAUGUGUUACGACAGCUCUGUCCUACAUGCUGAUGGCUAGUUGAAUGGAAUUGUGCUACAUUAUUCAGAUUUGUGAGGAAUAUUGUGUUUUCACUCAUCCUCUCUUGCUUUCCAUGCUGGUGUCGUUGCCUCCCUCCCCCCAUUCCUCCCAAAAAAUAAUCACCCAAAGAUGCUUAGACAGAUUAGCCUAUUAGCCUGGUAUCUCCAGGGGUGUGGCCACAGACAAUUUGCCCACCUGUUGGCUCAUCAAACCCCCACCCCCAAUCAACAGCCUUUACCUUUCCCAACCCCUCCUGCCAAUCCCGGUUCUCAGGUUUGUUCUGGCACAGGCACACACAUACAGGUGAGAGAAAGUUUUUUUGGGGUCUCAUUGCAGGGUCGGCUAUCGACCAGCACCCCUGGGGCACUUUGCUGGCCACAGGAUUUCAAUCGGAGACCUUCCGAUCGCGGGCACAUUCUAACCCACAGAGUCUGUAUUUUAAGUAGCGUUUGGAUGCUUUCAGUCUGGAACACAAACCAAAUGAUCAACAACUUGUCUUGAGAGUGGAGCCAUUUUUUCUUUUGUUGUUUGAAAUUUUGUUGCAACUCAUUUGGGAGAUAAAGGUAUAGAACAGAAAUAAGAUAUGUGAUUUUUUUUUUAACUUCAUUAAAUGAAGUGUUCAUUGUGAUGUCAAGGACAACGUCUGUGUGCAGAGAGUUUUCUUAAACAUAUGCAGGUGACAGAAAGAAGGAUGGACAUUGUCAGCGUAUGGCUGCUUUAAUCAGCAUCCUAGGGCUACUUGUGUUUAUAUUUAGUAUGCCCGUGGUGUGUGUGUGUGUGUGUGUGUGUGUGUGUGAGCGGGUUUACCUAUCCUUAUGGGGACAUAAUGUCCCCAUAACGUGACAA